Molecule: messenger RNA, 892 nt
Organism: Dioscorea cayenensis subsp. rotundata (Guinea yam)
Lineage: Eukaryota; Viridiplantae; Streptophyta; Magnoliopsida; Dioscoreales; Dioscoreaceae
Exons: 5
Coding region: 153-737 (194 amino acids)
Source: RefSeq, a predicted model, not a curated record
AAUUAAUUCACUUUCUAGGGUUUCUCACCUCACAGCAAAGGUUUUGGCGGCUGGCUUUCGAACUGAUCUCUUCUGGGUGAGUUUCACUUCGAGGGGUUCUUUCGGCGGCUGGGGAUCUGAUCUCCUCUCCUCUCGUUUUAAUUUCUUAACUUAUGGAUAAGUCAUGGAAAGAGCUUAUAAAAGGAAGGAGGGUAGAUGAAAUGGAAGAGAAGGUCACCAAAUUCUUCUUCCAUGUCUUUGUUAGACCAUCCAGAGACAGAGAUGGUAAAUUAUGGUGUCCUUGUUUUAAAUGUGGUUCUGUAAAAAGGGUGCCUAAAAGAGAAGCAUUUGAUCAUGUUAUCUGUGAUGGAUUUCUCCAAGGACUAGAAGUAAAGGUACAAAGGUUAAAGGCUGAGGUCCAAGUGUUGAAACAAUCUUUAACUACUGUUAUAUCAUUAUUUGAAAAACAAUUUCCAGGUGAGAAUGAGGAAAUUCUGAACACUAUUGCUUCCAUGAUCAAUCAAAAGGCACCUGAGGCAUCUGGUACUCAACAAAUGCCAUGUGGAAAUGAUCAUCUUCCGGAAUCAAGCCAUCGCGUAAAACAAAAUGCGUUGCGUAAUGCAUCUGGUACUCAACAAACACCAAAUGGAAAUAAUCAUUCUCCAGUAUCAAGUCAUCUCGCAAAUCAUUUUCGUUACCUGCCUUUGGUUGCCUAUUCAGUUGGUGUCUUAUUUUGUAUUUACAAACUUAGAUCGUAAUCUAGUUGCAGUUGCCUGCCUUUGGUUUUCUAUUUAAUUAGUGUCUUGUUUUGUAUUUGCAAACUUAGAUUGUAAUCUAGUUGCAAUUACCUGUCUUUAUUUUCAACAAGUAUAUGUUCAUAGUCGAUUUUCCAACAUCAUUUCAAUUUCUUUUA